This is a messenger RNA of Sinocyclocheilus anshuiensis, 660 nucleotides long. RefSeq names its product transmembrane protein 132C-like. The record is from RefSeq and is a predicted model, not a curated record. The transcript has a single exon. The annotation marks the transcript as partial. NCBI's taxonomy places the organism in Eukaryota, Metazoa, Chordata, Actinopteri, Cypriniformes, Cyprinidae.
CAGGAGAUCCCCCUAGACUUAGUGCAGUCAGUGCAGUUAUUCCGGCCCUCACCACCGGUUUUCACCCUCAAUAGGAAAGUCCAGUCCUUUGUCCUGACCCGAUGGGUCUACUCGUCUUCUCCCAAAGUGCGAGUCCUGUUUUACGUGGCUGGGAGAGACUGGGACAGAGGAGAGAAGGAGAAAGGAAUGAGAGAUGAGCUGCCUUGUGUAACUGUGUAUGCCUUCUGGCAGACUCAGGAGGUCCGGGGCUCCUGUGUCAUCAGAAAUGAGCAUGGGACCUGCAUGGCAGAGGUUGACCCUCCUACGGUUUGGUUCAGCCCAGUUGAGGGCAGUUCCAGUCAGGAAAGACAAGGGCCGACCCAGGGAAAUCCUGUGGAGCUGUAUUAUCAGGCCCGACCCAGCAUGUAUGGCCCAUGCACAGCCAGCGGUGAGGAGGGCAAGAGGUGGGAUAUGGGUGCUGGAAAUGCUGGGCCGCCUCAAGCUGAGUACAUGCCUGUGACCCCCAUGCAGAGGAUCGGGAGUGUUCGACUCCUGCAGGUCAAACAGGGAAACAUGCCGGUGUCUGUGCUCAGACUGAGAGAGGCUGUGGUCAUCCAGACCUCCUCAAAACCACUUAAGAAUACUGAUAUUGCCUCUUUUUAUGUCUAUGUGAGGAGCUCA